Molecule: messenger RNA, 333 nt
Organism: Phaethon lepturus (White-tailed tropicbird)
Lineage: Eukaryota; Metazoa; Chordata; Aves; Phaethontiformes; Phaethontidae
Product: feather keratin 4-like
Exons: 1
Coding region: 1-333 (110 amino acids)
Cellular component (GO): intermediate filament
Molecular function (GO): structural constituent of cytoskeleton
Source: RefSeq, a predicted model, not a curated record
AUGUCCUUCUCCAGCCAGCAGCUCAGCUCCCGCUGCUCCCCACCCUGCGAGAUGGCCUGCCCGCCGCCCAUCGCCAACGCCUGGAGCCAGCCCUGCGUCACCUCCUGCGGGGACUCCCGUGCCGUGGUCUACCCACCACCCGUGGUCAUCACCUUCCCGGGCCCCAUCCUCAGCUCCUGCCCUCAGGAGAGCUUCGUGGGCACCUCGUCUCCACUGGGGCUGGGCCGCCCCAGGGGCCUGCAGGGCUCCCUUGUCUACGGGGCCUCCUUGUCCUCCUCCUCCUCCUCCAGCCAGCUCUGGAGCCAGCGCUAUGGGGGCUGUGGGCCAUGUUAA